CAUUUUUUUAAAUUUUUAAAUUUGCCGCCGUUUCCGGCCCCUGUACGUCUUGACGCUAGCAGGGACCGGAACACGGAAGCCGGAUGCCGGCAUGGGCCGGAGGAGAUGACCGGGGAUGCUGCAGGGGGCACAUUGCGGGAUCGAAGGACAAGGUAAGUGAAGAACACAUGCCGGAGCAGCGCCGCAUGGUAAGCCCGAGUGUAGCUCGGGGUUACCGCUUUUGGUACUGAAAUGUUACCCCGAGCUACACUCGGGAAUACCGCCAGGGAGGUUAAA
Messenger RNA from Staurois parvus, 276 nucleotides. Lineage: Eukaryota; Metazoa; Chordata; Amphibia; Anura; Ranidae. The record is from the annotation of a GenBank genome assembly.